Molecule: messenger RNA, 2942 nt
Organism: Protopterus annectens (West African lungfish)
Lineage: Eukaryota; Metazoa; Chordata; Ceratodontiformes; Protopteridae
Product: kelch repeat and BTB domain-containing protein 11-like
Exons: 4
Coding region: 408-2039 (543 amino acids)
Molecular function (GO): protein binding
Source: RefSeq, a predicted model, not a curated record
GAAGACAGCAAAAUAACAUGAAAUGCAAGUUCAGCGUUAAGUGAGGUCUAAGGUUUAUACUAAUCUUCUGAACGGAAAUAUUAAAGAUUCUUUGAUACCAGUAGGGCUCUGUGAGAGGACUGUCUGCUUUCUGGCUUGUGUUUACAAAUUUACUGUUUGUAUUUCAUAAAAAAGCUGUAUGUGUUAAGUUUGCUGUCCUAGGAAAGCCUGCACAAGUUGUAUCAUAACUUUUUGACAAAAAAACUUUUAAACACUCCAACAAUGUAUUAGAAUCUGGCUGUUAGAUUGGCUAGAAUGCAAGAUAUUGUAUUUAUAACUUUUAUCUAUAUGGCGUUUCCUAGACAUGUAUAAUCCACUUACAAAAGAUUUAAAUUUCCAGUUGUUUACACAGUUUUAAAUAAUUAGUUAUGGCCUUAUUUGCAUUUAUGUGCCACUUGUUUGGAUGGCCCUGGAAGCUAGCUGUAUACUUAAUGAACUGUCUUUUCAAAGUUGUGUCGUUUCUUAAGGAAUUAUUUUGUAUACCAGCUACUUCAGUCAAGCAAAACAACAAAUCAGUGUAUCGACAUCAGAUUCCUUCUUCCUCUAGGAUAUAUUCUUCUGGACAGAGGAAUGCACAGCUGUUUGUUAUUGAGACAAGUGAAGAAUGUUUUCAGGUAGAUCUGGAAAUUUUGGCAGCAGAAAGCGAGUACUUUCGAGCUCUUUCCCAAUCCCAGAUGAAGGAGAUAUCUGAUAACUUCAUUUCACUGCAGCAUAUUCCAUCUGAAGCUUUUGAUUCAGUGCUAGGGUUCAUAUGUGGAGAGAGCAUUAAAGUAAAUGAAGAAAAUCUCAUAGAGCACAUAGAGGUCAGCAGCUACUUACUUGUGCCCUCUUAUCUACAGGAGUGCUUGAAGUUUCUAGGGAACAUUCUAGACCCUAAGAACUGCUUGCAUUACCUAAAUGUGGCCCAGUCCCUAUGCUGUGCAGAAAUGGUCUCUGUUGUGCAGUACUAUCUUGCUGCCAAUUUUAUGGAGCUAAAUAAAAUUACAUGGAACCUGGAAGAAGAUGAAAGAGAGAAGGUGCUGAACAUACGAUGCCCCGACCCUGGACAGAUAUGCAUUAUAAAGAAGGAGAACCUCUCCUCUGGAGCUCUAGUAGAACUGAAUUCUAUUCGCUUUCUUUUCCAGCUUUCCAGAGGUGAGGCUAGCACCUGGCAUCCAACAACUCAACUACCUUUUGUGGCAGAGAAGUGGAACUUUAGCACUGCAGUACUUUACAACUACCUGUUUCUUAUUGGUGGAUAUAAGCAGAAGGUAAAAAGGGGUUUUGAAUUUCGAAUGGCAUCAUUUCGCUAUAAUCCUUUUACUGAUCAUUGGGAAUCAGUGUCCUCUCUAAUAAAGCGUCGGCGCCAUUUUAGUGCGGCAGUAUCCCAGGGGUACAUCUUUGCAAUUGGAGGUUGGUACUUGGACUGCCUACUUGCUCCAGAUGUCAGUACAUCACUUUAUACUGCUGUUGAACGUUAUGACCCCUGGGAGGACAGGUGGACAUUUGUUUCUUCAUUGCCUUUCAGUGACUUCUCCUACAGUGUUUCCAUGUCACAUGACAUCCCUCUGACAGCCUCGUUGGGUGGCAUUAUUUAUGUGAUUGGUACUGUACAGAGAACAGCAGAGAAGCUGAUCCUCCAGUACAAUGUCAACACAGAUACCUGGACAGAACUCCUUCCCACGCUCACCCGUGUCGAUGCUAGCAUGCCAAACCUCUACUUCUUUGGAGCCACAGCAGGCUGCCUGUACCUGUUUGGAGGCAAUAACCAAGAGAAUAUGGUUGCAUCAUUUAGUCUGAAGGAAAAGAGGUGGCAGGACAUCCAUACUGUCCCCAAAUUGUGGCUCGCUGGCCAAGGCACCAUCUCAGGCAAACAUAUGUAUAUGGUAGCACCAGAACUCAAUUCAGUUGUAAAAAUGGACCUAAAGAGUUUGUCUGUUCAGUCAUUUUUACCAUUACCAUUUCAGGGAUCUUAUGAGGUUCUCUUUGAACUUUACUUUCCUAAAAGAGUGAGGGAGUGAGCAACCUGGCACAUGCCUGGAAUGGCCUCUUAAGAGAUGAGAAAAAGAGUAAAAACUGCUAGUAUAAAAAUCAGAUACUAACCAAUGAGAAUAAACAAGCUGCCAAUUUAUCAGCUGUCACCUGUGUGUUCUUAACAGUAUCUUGUGGCCUAUUUUAUUCAUUGUUUUUCAUGCUCUGCUUUUCAGAGCAUUACGCAGUAUUAGCAUAAGUGUUGCUGCAAUUUAAUGAAGGUAACAGUUAGCAUCAUUUGUUAUUCACCUAUUUAGCAUAAACAAAAUGUGCAGACUCUGAAGUGGCAACACAUUACAGUAUAGUUUAGACAGGCAGAUUGCAGAGGCAAAUUAACUAGAAUCUUAACACAUGCCCUAAACCAAGUAACAAUUAUACACAAUUAUAAAUAACUGUAUAUGUUAAAAUAUAUGUACAAUUGGCCUAAAAAGUGAGCCAUUGUUAUGGGUGAAACAGACAACUUGAAUGAGUCACUUGAUAUGUUAACAGUUAGAAGACAAGAAUACUGCUUCACAUGUCUGGGAAACUUAGUCGACGAAAUGGCCUGAAGAUUCUUCCAGUGGCUGGCUAAAAAAAUGUCUACCUAUCAGCUUCUGCAAAUUAAGCAAACCAUAUUUUUGUCUUCCUCUCUAAUUUAAGAAGUGACUGACAAGAGAGAUAAAUGAAUGAGGUGAAACUUGAAUUUCAAAGCUAGUGAUGGCCAGGUUUCCUACGUCAGGUAUUCACUGCAGCCGUGCCACAUUUUAUGUCUCAAGUUACCAGAAAUGUAUUGACAUCUCACACAAAUACCUAAAUCUUUUCCUUGUGUGUUAUACUGUUUUAUGAAGUUCACUAUCCCCUCAAAUUAAAAUUCAAGCCAUCUCUUAAGAAAGGAAGGAGUGCAUUAAAGCUGA